Messenger RNA from Suillus bovinus, 3335 nucleotides. RefSeq lists its product as uncharacterized. Gene Ontology annotation, molecular function: ATP hydrolysis activity; ABC-type transporter activity; ATP binding. The transcript is spliced from 10 exons. The record is from RefSeq and is a predicted model, not a curated record. Gene Ontology annotation, cellular component: membrane. Bases 104 to 3103 code for a protein of 999 amino acids. NCBI's taxonomy places the organism in Eukaryota, Fungi, Basidiomycota, Agaricomycetes, Boletales, Suillaceae.
GUCCAGACCCUGUCAAGAUCAUCAUCUGAAACGUUUAUGCGAGCGCUGAGCUGGCAAUAAAAAUCCGCAAUGACGACUUUGUUUGACACUCAUCAGUCUGAAGAUGCCACUCUCAGUGGUACACAAUCAUCGUCUCUUUUGCGUCCUGCUCAUCCUAUCAACUCUUUCAGCUAACGUUAUUGCACAAACAUGUAUGAACUACGGUGAAACCUCUCCAUCUAAUGCCUCGAGCUGUCUUUGUCCUCCGGGCUUUGGAGGUGCUACUUGUGCACAACCAGGAUGUGGUGGUACCAUAUUCGAUGGUUCCAAUCGCUCUUUAGCUCAACCAUAUGCGUCCUCGUCUGGCUUUGCAAACUUAACUGCGUCCGAUUGCACCUGCGAAAGCGGAUGGGGAGGAGUGGGCUGUAAUGUUUGCUCUACCUCUUCAGCGUGUCAGGUCGCGUAUGCUGCGGUCAAUGGUAAUGCAAGUGCAACCUUGGGGCUUGGCGGUUCACAUGGUUUGAAUGACACCAUGGUUUGCAAUACUGCCCCUACUGUAUGGGCAGCUGGCGAACUUAGCUGUCAAGUAAAUAAUCCCACAUUAGAGGCACUGUAUCCUCUCGGAUCUACUCUGAACAUUCUCCGUACUUUGAACAGCUCUCUAUCACCAUUGCACAACACCAGUGGAACGUUGUUGUCGCCCUCCACUACUAGCUCCUCUAUCUAUGCUCAACUUCUGUAUGCUGGCGUCGAGCAGUUCUUUUGCACUGCUUCGCCUUGUACCCAGACAUCAUCCAACUCCACCACCAGUUCCGGUAAUACUACCUCGAGCACCUGGACAUGUCAAAAUCUUUCAUGUAGCUGUAUCAAAAAUGCCACAUUCUGCGGUGGUGUGCCGGCCUCAAACCUCACUACUACCAUCAACAGACUCGCCGGAACAUUGAUAGUUGCGUGCGAUAGCACCAAUACCUGCCAUUUUCAACAGGAUGUCAUCAAUUCGGUAUUCGGAAGUCAGGGAUUAUCCAUGGAAGGCUGCGUCUUUGGUGAAUGUGUAACUCAGGCCGUCAUCGACACCACAAACACUACCGCUGCAGCUGCAUCGGGUGGAACCCAAUUAAGCGGGGGAGUUAUCGCAGGCCUCGUUGUUGUUGGGGCAAUAAUUGCGCUUGGGUUAGCCGUCGUCGCGUGGGGCUGGUAUGCACAACAAGCAGCGAAAAAGUUACCUUUUAAUGGAGGUCAAAGCGGCGGAAUAAGUGUUCAGUGGUCCGACAUUUCAUAUAUCGUGCAAUCGCCCAAAAACUCACCGUCCUCCCUGAUUGCCAAAUCUACUAUCCGAGGGGGAAAGGUCAUCCUCGAUAGUGUUAGCGGCAGUAUCGAAUCAGGUCAGCUCAUGGCAAUCCUUGGUCCCAGCGGAGCAGGCAAAACCACUCUUGUUGAACUCAUCGCUGGGAAAACAAAAUCAGGCCAAUAUACAGGAUCUAUCGUGUUCCCUCCUUGUGCCCCUGGACAUCAUCCGAGGGUAGCUUUCGUCCCGCAGACUGACAUCCUUCCUUCAAUGUUGACUGUCCGCGAAGCCCUUACAUUCGCCGCAUCCCUUCGCCUCCCCGAAGCUCUUCCCACAUCCUCAAAGGCAGCGGUUGUCUCCACUGUCAUUUCCAAACUAGGUUUGGAUGGCAUCGCCGAAACCAGAAUUGGCGCAACUGACGGGACUGGUAGAGGUAUCAGUGGCGGAGAAGCUCGUCGCGUUAGCAUCGGGCUCGAACUUGUUAGUUGCCCGGAUGUGCUCGUUUGCGACGAGCCCACCAGCGGACUAGACUCGGUCAGCGCCUUCAGGAUUGUCAAUGUGCUGAAAGAACUCGCACGUGAAGGUGGAGCUGCUAUAAGCCAACAAGGCUCACAUGGACACCGAAAGGGCGUGGCGGUGAUCUGCAGUGUGCAUCAGCCGAGUUCGCGGCUUUACCACACCUUUGACUCUGUUCACCUCCUUUCCAAUGGGCGUGCACUGUACUCGGGGCCAGGCGGAUUAGCACCAGCCCAAUAUUUCAUGCGCAUGCGAGAAGAGGGAGGAGCUGGGGCCGAUAUCCUGCCUUACGAAGAGGGUUAUAACGUUGCAGAUUACCUACUCGACAUCGCGAGCGAAUCUCCUGAUAUCUGCAGCAUGCUACCGGGCAACAAUGCGGUUGGAGAAAUGAAGUUCAGUGACGGCAGCGAGAAGGCCGAUGGAAGGAAAGACGUCGAAGCCCUCGUCUCUACGAAAAAUUCGGCACAGGGUAUGUAUGCGGCAACCUUUUUCACACAGUUACAAGUUCUUUGCGGGCGCGAAUGGAAGGUUUUGAGAAGAGACAAGACCUUAUUUUUCACGCACAUGUGCGUCGCUUGCGUGCUCGGAACAUUUUGUGGUGGUCUCUAUUAUCAGACUGGUUUAACUAUCGCCGGAUUUCAGGCUAGAGUCGGAUCCCUUUUCUUCAUGGGGUCUCUCAUUGCAUUCUCAUCCCUUAGCGCACUCUAUAAUAUCGUUGAGAUACGACCUCUAUUCCUUCGUGAGAGGUCAAACUUGUAUUACAGCCCGACGGCUUGGCUCCUUUCACGUCUGAUAUUCGACGUGAUACCCCUUCGCAUCAUACCCACCAUCGCUGUCUGCACCAUUACAUACUGGAUGGCUGGGCUUACACAUGACGCAGUUCAUUUCUUCAAGUUUAUACUCGCCAUCGUCCUGUAUACACUAGUCAUGACACUCUUUAACUUCCUUUUAGGAACGCUAUUCCGCAAUGGCGGGAUUGCGAUCCUGCUUUCUGCUCUUUCUGCACUCUACCAGAUGACCUUUGCUGGUUUCUUUGUCCACCUCUCUUCAAUACCACCUGUCUUGCGUUGGCUACAAUGGCUUUGCCCACUCAAGUAUACCCUCGAAGCUAUUUCGGUAAACGAAGUAGGUUCAGGACUUAUGAUCAAGGAUACCUUGCAAGGCGUACCUGUCAAUGUAUCGGCGACUCUCAUUAUGAAGCUACUGUUCGGUUUUGGCUUGAACAAUUAUUAUAGAGAUAUUCUUGUGCUCUUUGCUUUUAUAGCGGGGCUUGGUGUUGCUGUUAUCGCUGUGGUUUGGUUGAGGAUGAGGGAGAGGCGGUGAUGGUCGCCUUUGUGAACAAGUUGCUUGCGUGUUAUUUAUAUAUAUAUGUUAGGGCCGUUGACUUGACUUUGCUACUUAGUUCGUCGCUAAUAGAAUAGGUUUUCCUUGACAUUAUCUGACUUCAUGAGAGCUUGGCUGGAGUGGGAACUGGAGGAUAUCUGAUACACUGUUAAAAGGAUUCGUCUAACGGCCAGUCCAAACUUCAGCAAGAACGUAUGUUUUGUGCGAGCUA